Messenger RNA from Cadophora gregata, 1347 nucleotides. RefSeq lists its product as uncharacterized. Bases 194 to 859 code for a protein of 221 amino acids. Lineage: Eukaryota; Fungi; Ascomycota; Leotiomycetes; Helotiales; Ploettnerulaceae. The transcript has a single exon. The record is from RefSeq and is a predicted model, not a curated record.
CUUCCCUUUCUACCAACACCAACCCCUGCAAAGCCUCACAUCACAACACAACAACACAUCCAAAUUACCCCCACCGUCGCCCAGCUUUGCACCGCUGACCACUUCCACCCUCAAACCCGCCUCAUCCCCGUCAAGCAGCCCCAAUUUGCGGCAUCGACAAGAACCAAACAAAACACAAUACCCCACAACAACCAUGGCACCCCCCAAAAUCCAAACCUACCACUGCCUCUGCACCUCCCUCCUCCUCUCCAGCACCCACACCCUCUCAUCCCUCCCCCGACGCUCCUCACCUUCCUCCACAUCGUCAUCUUCCUCCUCGCCAUUAUCAGAUUCCGCAAUAAUCCUCCCUCUACCAAGCACACCACCAGUUUCCUCCCUCACCCUCUCCACCUCAUCCAAUUCCAAUCCCAAUACCCCACACGAUGAAGGAGUAGAAGACGAACAGAGAGAAGGAGCCAGUCUACCAGCAGAAGGAUAUACAGUCUUAUUAGGGUUAAUACCCGAUCGCAAAACCACCAUAAUAAGGAAAGAAGAUGGGUUCGAGAAACGGAUUCUGUAUCGCUGUUCGAGGUGUGGUCUGAUUGUGGGGUAUGAGUUACAAACUCCCCCGGCACAAGUAACAGGACAUAUACCAAGUGGAGGAGAUAUCGAGAUGGGUGGGGGUGCGAAUGGGAGUGAGAAAGGAAAAGGAACAGAGAAAGAAGGAGGGGGAGGAUAUGAAGGGAAGGUGAUUUAUAUCUUGCCCGGAGGAGUGAUGAGUACGGAGACUAUGGCUACGGGGAGGAAGAUUGGGGAGGAGGAUGUGGGGUUUGUGGGGACUGGGACGGGUGGAGGGAAAGGUGUUGCUGUGUUUGAAUGAGCGGGAACCCGGGUCCUUUGAUGGAAUGAGUUGGUAACAGAGGGAAGGGAGGAGGACCAGAAUGGUGAAUGGGAGAGAGGAGGGAAGGAGAAUUGGAGGGAGGAGGGAAGGAGGGAAGGAGGAUGGAGGAGCAACGGAGUUUGGAUUCAACGCAGAGGAAUGCAUUGCGAUACCAUCGGGGGAGUGAGAUGUGAAGAAUUGGUAGGUCUCUUUGUCUGUUCCUGGGAGAGGAUCAAGGGACGGACGAUAUAUUGUACUCCGUGCAGUGCAUACCAUUGCCAUGCGAUAGACGAGCAGAAGAGAGGACGUGCUUUAUUAUCAGACGGGAAGGAAGUCAUAUUGCAGCAUAGCGCGGAGUUACGGCAUUCAAAAGGAAACGAACAAGGGAAUACGAACACAUCAUAGACAAGCAAUGUCAAUUCCAGUCAGGAAGUAAUUCUGCAUGUCUCAGAAAUCAAUGCAUUAACUAUCUUCUGCUUCGAUGCAGU